GUCAUUAUACACGCAUUUGCUAUUCUUCAAACUCCCUGGCCUUCGGAAUUCCCCGGAAGGGCUCGCUCACAGCCCCCUGCAGACGCGCUGCCGCCGCCGUUCGAAGGAAGCCUCCCCAUUGGCUACGCCCCGCGCGGUGAUUCAGGCGGCCGUGUCUGCCACUGCUGCGCUGCCGUCUCCGGCGGUAUUCCCUUCAGUCCGUGUAGCGGCGUCGCGGUGGAAGGAUCUAGCGUGCCAAUAGAAGCUCCGAGCGGAACCGCGAUGUGGAAGCAGGCGUACCAGAAGGUGAAGCAGCAACAGCGGGAGGGCAGGGCGGCUGCCGGGCCCAGUGAUGGCAGGCUGCAGUCUUUGGAGUGCGACUUCUUCGACAAGUUGGGGGAGCUGAUGCAGAAGCACGCGGAGGAGCACCGCCUGCGAGGAGCGGCGUCGCUCGAGGCGGCGAGCGACGGCGUCGAGGACGGGGAGGACGGCGAGGGCGGGGGCGUGGUCCCGAGGAUUGAAGUUUUGUAUGUAGAAGUCUUGCACACAAUCUUGCAUACCGUUGGAUGCAGUGUCAAUGGAGAAAAUGACAGAGCUUUACUAUUUAAUUACCUUCAGGCUGCUUUUAAGUUUGAUGAUGACAAGCAUAAUAAGCUAAUGGAUCAAGCAAGAAAUAAAGAGGCCCCAAACAUUCUUUUACAUGUAGAAGUCAUUGAAGCUACAGAUAUUGUCCCAAUGGAUGCUGAUGGUCUCAGUGACACCUUUUGUACGGUUUACCUUACUUCUUCUGAGGAGCAGCAAUACCAUACUACUGUAAAAAUGUCUACAUUGUGUCCUGAAUGGAAUGAACACUUUUGUUUGGACUUUGAUCCUGCUGAAACGGUCCAGGAGAAGGUGAUGAAAGUGGGUGUAGUGAAAGGCAUAAAAGGCUGGGGAAAAUUUGUGAGAGAAUUUGGAGCAACAGGGAAAAUUGAAAAUGAAUUCAUUGGAAGUUGUGUUUUACCUUUGAAUAGAAUUAAUGCUUCAGGUGAAGUACAUUGGUGUGAUUUAGAAAAGAAAGGCAAGACAGACAAGAGAGGCAGAGUGAAGGUAAAACUUGCUUUCAGCACCCAGAAGAGCAAAGAAGCAGCUUUCAAAGAUCACAGAAACCUGCUUCGUUUAUUACUUUUACAUGAACUGGAGACAACUGAGGCAGAACCAUAUUCUUGGAAUGGUGAGUUUGUUACUUCUGCAGAAACAAUUUUGACUCAGCACUUGUUGCAAAGCGGACUUCCUCCAAUAAUGGAUACGUUAGUUAAGUGGGUUGAAUAUUGCAAUGUUCAUGAAGAUAAUCCUCUUAGCUUUGAGGUAUUUUCUGAACUUUUGGAGAAACUUCUCCCUCCUCUGCAAAGCAGUAUGUUCGAUAGGGAAAAGGAAAUAUUAUUUUGGGAAGCUGCAAAAUCACUAAUCCCAUCAUGCUUUAAUGGAAUUAAGAGACUCCAUCUAGUUCUUUCUUACUUGAGAUGUGUACAUUUACCAGAAGGAUUUGAAUUAUUCCCAUCUUCCAUGUAUGGAUGGUUUUUGCCAUUAGAAGAUAAUAUAAACUGUGAUGUGGCUGCUGCCACAAAAUGUGCAAUAGUUAAAGGGACAGAAGAAUGGUACAAUGACAUUAUUGAAAAUAAUAUUAACACUAAUAAUUCCUCCAGAGAAAUAAGACUGAAUCACAUAAUUACGAUAAUUAAAAAUGCUAUGAAAAAUCUUCACCUUGCAACUGACGUUUAUGAUAAAAUAUUUCAAGAGACAUUACAAUUGGCAUAUGCAAUGACUCUCUUUUCUGCACAUGGGAACAAGAUUUCAGAGUUAGUGGAGCCUGCCAUAGAGGAAGUUUACCAAGUUUUAAAACCAGUGAAAUUUAAUGAUGAGUCAUCAGCAGAGGGAAGUGAAGAUGAUGUUCUUGGAUAUGGAAUGCAACUGUUUGACCUCUAUUUAACGCUCCAGAGAUUUGUGGUUUCAGGUUCUGGGAUAAGUUCUGAAGAAACGAAAAAACAUAGAUUAUCAGAAUAUCAUCGUUGGUUUCAUCGAAGUGUAGCUCAAUGGCUAGACAUUGCUUUAUGGAAGACAUUAAAAAGAAUACAGAAAGCAGUUGAAUUAGAUAACCUAGUACCUGUGAGUGAUUCUGUCAAACAUAGUUCCUCAGCAAUAGAUACACUUGGCAUUUUCAAUCAGAUAAAAAUAUUUUGGCAGCAGUUAGCGUGGCCAGAUGUGGAAGGAUCUUAUGUUUUUGUAGCUAAAAUUAUAGACGAUAUAUGUCACUGCUCGGUUUACUAUGCAAACAUCAUGAGUCAAAGAAUAGAACAACUUUCAUGCUCUGGCAGUAAUUCAAAAAAUAAAUUUUUAGUCUCCAAAGAAUGGUGUCGAGCAAUUAACAAUAUAGAAUAUAUUUGGCGUUCUAUUGAACCUUUUGUGAGUGAACUUGGAAUGAAUGAUGUUCUGAGUAAACUUGCUAAUGUUAAAAGCUCUGCUGACACAGAACAAUGUAGACGUACUCUUGAACUAGUCAUUGACAAUGCAGUGGAAACUGUUGGUUCCAAAAUCACAGAACUUUUAGAUACACUGACUAAGAAGAUGAUUCCAGCAAUUCACACACUUUUGUUGGAAGGAUUAGAAAUGUUGCAUAAAGGAGAUAAAUAUAUAGAUAAUUUAAUGCUGUAUCUUGACAAGAAUUUGACGAUUUUGCAUUCAGAACUCGAUACUGAAAUUUUCCAGCAAGUUUUGUUGAUAAUGUGGGAGCAUGUUGUUACAAUUAUUUUUGGAAUAGUAGAAAAGAGUUUAGAGGAAAAAAGAUCUCGUUCAUACUUCAGUAAUCUUCAAAGAGCAUUGGACAUAUUAUUAGGCUUCUUUGGGGGUGGUGCUGAGGGAAGACAAAUAGGUGAAACAAAAGCUGUAAAAGAAGUACAGAAAUUAUUGGCGCUCCAUAGUAUGGAUACUUCACAACUAAUACACAAGUUUUAUCUUGAACGCUUAGAGGAACAAAAAGCAAUGCAAAAUUCUCCUCUUGGCAUCAUUACCAUUUUUGCUGAAUUUGGUGAAAAUAUAUUGAAAAUAGAAAUCCUCAGUGGUCGCAAUAUUCAUCCUAUGGAUUCAAAUGGUUCGUGUGAUCCAUAUGUUGAAAUUGCUUUAUUACCUGCAGAAAAAUUUAUUGGAGUACCCAAACAAAAAACAAAAACUCAGAAAAAAACGCUUUUCCCCCUGUUUGAUGAAUCCUUUUCAUUUGAACUGACUCGUGAUCAAAGGGAGACAAAAGAUGGAAUGGUGCUAUUUACUGUGAAAGAUAAAGAUAUGUUGGGAAAUGAAUUAGUUGGAGAAGCUUUUAUUUCCUUUGACCAAAUAGAAAGCGAUGGUAAAAAUGAAAAUCAAGAUUUGCAACAAAUUCACCUAAAUCUCAGCAUACCAAAGAACCUUGAUUCUCAAGUGUCAAGAACUUUAGAGGUGCGUCAAGGAGAUAAAUUAGCCAAAGAGUUCAUGAAGAAGCAAAAAGCAAAAGCAAGUGCACAUUAAAGAAGAAUAAAAGAAUAGUUUUAAAUUAACACUGGUGUAAAAAGAAACUAUAAAGAAAAAGGAACUGUACAAAUUUUGUAAUUUCAAUGUAUAUAUUCUUUACCAAAAAUUUUAAUAAAAAAUAUUGUUUAAAUUGGAAAAA
This is a messenger RNA of Gryllus bimaculatus (two-spotted cricket), 3658 nucleotides long. The record is from the annotation of a GenBank genome assembly. NCBI's taxonomy places the organism in Eukaryota, Metazoa, Arthropoda, Insecta, Orthoptera, Gryllidae.